Messenger RNA from Nannospalax galili (Upper Galilee mountains blind mole rat), 2789 nucleotides. RefSeq names its product cyclin J like (gene Ccnjl). The record is from RefSeq and is a predicted model, not a curated record. Gene Ontology annotation, biological process: regulation of cyclin-dependent protein serine/threonine kinase activity; mitotic cell cycle phase transition. Gene Ontology annotation, cellular component: cytoplasm; cyclin-dependent protein kinase holoenzyme complex; nucleus. Lineage: Eukaryota; Metazoa; Chordata; Mammalia; Rodentia; Spalacidae. Gene Ontology annotation, molecular function: cyclin-dependent protein serine/threonine kinase regulator activity. Bases 261 to 1424 code for a protein of 387 amino acids. The transcript is spliced from 6 exons.
GAGCGAGGGAGGGAGGCCCCGGGCGGCUGGAGCUGCGAGCCGCGGCGGGACAGAGCGCACGCAGGGACGCGCCGGUGGCCGGGUCGGCGGGGCUGACGGUCGCGAGCGCGGGGGCCGGAGCCGGCUGCGUGCGUCCACCCGAGGGCACCGCGGGCCGGCGCGGGGAGGGACCCGCCACCCGCGGCGCCCCACGCGGGGACAGCGAUGCGGUGCGCCCCGACAGCCCGGUAGCCUCGGACCGCGGCCGGGCGGUGGUGGUGAUGGAUGAGCCAUGGUGGGAAGGGCGCAUCGCCUCGGACGUCCACUGCACUCUGCGCGAGAAGGAACUGAAGCUGCCUGCCUUCCAUGCCCACUCGCCCCUCCUGAAGAGCCGUCGGUUCUUUGUAGACAUUCUGACCCUGCUGAGCAGACACUGCGAGCUAUGCCCUGCGGCCCGGCACCUGGCUGUCUACCUGCUGGACCACUUCAUGGAUCAGUACAACAUCACCACUUCCAAGCAGCUGUAUACUGUGGCCAUUUCCUGUCUCCUGCUGGCAAGUAAAUUUGAAGAUAGGGAAGACCGUGUGCCCAAAUUGGAGCAGAUAAACAGUACAAGGAUCCUGAGCAGUCAGAACUUCUCUCUCACCAAGGAGGAGCUGCUGAACACAGAGCUGCUGCUGCUGGAGGCCUUCAGCUGGGACCUCUGCCUGCCCACACCAGUCCACUUUUUGGACUACUACCUCUUGGCCUCUGUCAGCCAGAAGGACAACCACUGCCACACCUGGCCCAUCACCUGCCUCCGGAAGACCAAAGAGUGCCUCAAGGAGUAUGCCCACUACUUCCUGGAAGUUACCCUGCAAGAUCAUAUAUUCUACAAAUUCCAGCCUUCUGUGGUCGCUGCAGCCUGUGUGGGGGCCUCCAGGAUAUGCCUUCAGCUCUUUCCCUACUGGACCAGAGACCUGCAGAGGGUCUCUAGCUAUUCCCUGGAGCAUCUGAGCACAUGUAUCGAAAUCCUGCUGGUAGCAUAUGACAAUGUCCUCAAAGAUGCUGUAGCAGUCAAGAGCCAGGCAUUGGCCAUGGUGCCUGGCACAUCCCCAACUCCCACUCAAGUGCUGUUCCAGCCACCUGCCUACCCUCCCCUCAGCCAGCCACCUCCAACAACACUAGCCCAGUUCCAGAGUCCCGUGCAAGACUUGUGUUUGGCCUAUCGGGAUUCGCUGCAGGCUCAUCACUCAGGGACCCUGUUCUCAGGGGACACUGGCCCAUCCCUCCACACCCCAUACUCCACCCUGCAGCCUUUGGAUAUGUGUCCUGUUCCAGUCCCUGGGUCCCUUAGCAUGCAGAUGGCCAUUGCAGCUGAACCCAGGCACUGCCUUGCUGCCACCUACAGACACAGCUACAUCCGUGGGAGCACCAUGUUCCCUGCUGGUUGUUUUGACAGCUAGGCCAGCUUUGGACCAUAUGGAGAGGCCUGAGAGACCCAGGUAGAUGAAGCAAACACCUAAGAGGACUAUUCAGCCAGGUAAGGUGAAGAGCCUGGUGUCCCUAAAUGGAGAAGUUUCAUGCUCUUUCUAAAUAAAACCGUCCCAGAGCAAAACAUCAGGGACAUGCCUCAGCCGAGAACUUUCCUCUCUGAGAAACCUCUUCCAUGUGUGCUGCAGGCUCAGAGAUGGCUCCCUGGCCCUUCCCUCAAGCUGAGGUCAAGUAAAACACAACAGACUCGUUAAGAGGCCAGGAGACUGGCGACUACAUGCAGACCUAGGACAUUCAGGUUUAUCCUCAAAAGCUACUGUUUGCAGCCACACAACUGAAAAUGAAAGUGCAUCCUGGUGUGUCAUCAUUCGUGUCCCUGGAAGACCCAUCCUGGUGCCUUUCUCUCCCUGGCUCCACACAGAGGGGCCAUGUCUUUGUUUAUGCCUGAGCACUGACCCCAUGAGGCACGGUGGUUGUCUCUCCUUUGUUUCUGAACGUAAAACCUUUAUCAUCCUUUUAGAUAUGUCACAUGCUGCUGCUUUCCAAAGUGAUCUAGCUUUCUGUUCCACAAAACAUCUUGUUUACAUACUGUGUCAGGGAUUUUGUGAUACUUGAAAAUUCCUUAGGAGAAAAAAGUUUGAAUACCACACUGUCUGUUCUAUGUGAGACUAUACCUUUUAUUAACCCAGCUUGUGAUCAACCAGAGGAAAACAACAGAGUUCCUUUUCAGAAGCCUGUGGUUAGGAAGAACACCUUGAAGGCUCUCAGCUCCUUGUGUUCACCUGUUGAACUUUGAUCACUGCCUCCUAUACCCCCUGGGGAAUGUUGUUGAAAUGAAGACAGAGGUUGGAAACAAAACAGCCUCCACUUCCCUCCACCAUACAGUGCUUGGGUUAAACCAACCCAGGUUUCAGUUUGGCCACUAGCGAAACUGUGGAAUAUUUGCUUAAUGCUCCUUUGCUUGGAGAGUGGAGAUGUCCAUGGUCUACAACACCAGCAUGAACAGACAAGGGAUUGCUGGAACGAAAGCCAGUGUCUGGGAUCUACAGUGCAAGGACUCAGGAAGACUGUUACCAUGUGCAAUAUGUUUUUACUCUGACUCUCAGCUUAUGCUUAGCAUGUUCUUCCAGUUGGUUUGUUUUCAGGGGACACACUGUUCACACAUCAGACCUGGAAGGUGCAAAAUACACAGAAGGGAAUUUCUGGUUUGUCUUAGAAAAGAAUGCAUCUUGAUUUUCUUUAUUUCUUCCUUUUUUUCCUUUUCUUUUGGUUUAUAUAGGGGGUUUUGGUUUUCUUUUGUUUUCUUGAGACAGGGUCUCAUGUAGUUGAGGCUGGCC